This is a messenger RNA of Strongylocentrotus purpuratus (purple sea urchin), 2548 nucleotides long. RefSeq lists its product as uncharacterized. The coding region runs from base 84 to 2099 and encodes 671 amino acids. Gene Ontology annotation, cellular component: BRCA1-BARD1 complex. The record is from RefSeq and is a predicted model, not a curated record. Gene Ontology annotation, biological process: protein ubiquitination. NCBI's taxonomy places the organism in Eukaryota, Metazoa, Echinodermata, Echinoidea, Camarodonta, Strongylocentrotidae. The transcript is spliced from 7 exons.
UAUGUCUAGCCAUACGACAAAUCUGUAUACUAUUGAGCGUGUAACGUGUUUGUGCGCGUAUUCAGGGCGAAAUCUGUACAAAGAUGGCUACUUCCAGCUCGGAGAUUAGGAAAGGGAAGCUUGAUGAGUUACGACAUGAAAUCUUGUCGUACAAACCAGGCAAGGCUGUACCUUGUGAUGAUGAACGAGUGGUGUUUCCUGAUAAGCUUGUUAUUGGUACGAUAGGUAUACCCGAGCAUGCGUACAGCAUAGUCCCUGUCAUGAGAAGUGCUCUUUAUGGAGACGUAGAGCAUCGCAAGCUUGCUGAUGAACAUCAAACAUCUACUGAUCAGGAAUAUCUGACCGAUUCUAUAUACGUCAUCACAAGAGAAGCUCUCUUCCCAGUUUUAAACGAAGAAAUUGUACGAGACCUUGCCGGGAAGGUCGGACGUAUCGUGCUGUUACUAACCCCGUCUCUUUUCGACUAUUACCAACGAUGGAUCGAGGCAAUAAAGAAGUUGACAGGUCACGUCCCUAUAUGUGCCAUGGUACCUACAUGGCAAAGGGAAGACAUCGAGGAGGCAAAAGAUAAACUAAAAAAGCUCGGGAUCACUGACAUCUAUGACCUACCUCCCAUUGGUGGCAAUCUCUCAGAUGAGAAACGGUUGCUGAGGCUUGAUCUCCUCCAUGAAUGCCUGAAGAAAGGUGACGAAGGGAUAUCUGCUGACUUAAUACAGCUGUAUUCUUUACCCAGCUUUGAGCGGUUACGGAACCAAUGGAGAAAGGAUGUCACAGAAGCACAGAAGAGGCACGGAGAAGACAUAAGAGAAGAAGAAGAAGCAAAGAAGUUACUCCGAGGUAGAAUUACAGACUUAGAGCAGGAACUCAACGAUUCCCGUGCAAGUCGCGCAAGCAUAGUCAGUGAAAAGGGAAGGCUACAAGAUACCAUGAAGGUUGAACAAGAAAGACGUGAACAUAGUGAAAGGGCAAUGAUGGAAAACGAGAAAAGAGCAAGACAGAUAAUGGAGACGUAUAAGCAGAGGGAGAUGGAAUUUGAAAAGAAACUACAAUCAAAGGAUCUGCGUAUCGAAACAAUGGCUGAAAAUUUACAGGGGACAGAAGAGAAGGCAAGACGUCAGGUUGACCGACUUAAGCGUGAGACCUGGAAGCUGAGAACCAAAAUUCAACUAGAAAGUGAGAUACGAUCAGCAGAGCAGAAGAAGAAAGCAGAGACACAUCAAUGGAGUUUCAUUCGCUGGGUGGGUUCUGGAAAACAAGCUCAGAGUGGCACAUCAUCAUCUGAGGAUAAUUCAACCGGAGGACUGGAAAGGAGUGAUACAUUACAAGCAGGAGAGGAGCCCCCAGAUGAUGAGUUUGCAGGCAUAUUACAGCAGAUAGCUGACGACCUUUACGAUGAAGCCAAGAUCGACAGCCUUGGUGGUCAGCUGGGAAUCCUACAUGGUGAUAUACAGAGAGCACUCAUGACCAAUAUGAGGUUCAACCGUGUUACCAGUGAUGGAACUCGUCAUAUGCUGAAACAAUGGAGAGAAGGUGUGUCCAGGGAAGAUGAACGGAUUGAGCUCAGGAAGGCACUGCAAGGUGCCAAGUUGGUCAACCUUGCAGACCUGUAUCUCAGCGAAGGUGUAGUAGAAGGACAGAUCGAUAGUGAAUAUGAUAAAGAAGACGUCAAUGAUGAGCAGCUCUCUGCUAGAGAUGAGGCCUCUCUAGAAGAGGACCAGAUCAAAGGACAGACCGACACCCAGGUACUUCAGGAAGCUACAGCAAGCAAUGACCACACUCCUCGAGAUGGGCAUACAGGAGAGAUGGAUUCCAAAACCCAGGAGGACUUGACAGAUAGAAGUAGGAGUCAACAUCCUGACAACUCACCGGAGAGGAGUACCAAGAACUUGGAUGCAUCUGAAGUGACUUCUGAAGACGUGUCAUCUGAAAAAGUUCAUGCUGGUGAUGAUAUGACCAAUGUAAGUAGCAUUCAACCUGCUGACCAAUCGCCCAUACAUGAAAUGCAAGACGUACCUGAAGAUAUGUCUGAGAUAGCCCCUCUGGUAUCUUUGGAGGAAAGCCCGACGAGGAAUCCACCAUCUUGGAAGAAGAAGAUCUGAUUUCUCAACUCGUUCUUAUUGAUCCAUUCCCGGAGAAAAUAAUGCUCCUUUUCCUCCUAAAGAUCAUAAUGGAUAAUCCCCAGAGAGCACUCAGUUUAUAAGGAAUCACUAAAGAACCUUCAUCAAGCCAAGUUUACAACAAACCUAGCUUGCGACGUUCCAGGUUCACUCCUGGAUGCUUCAUCGGGCCGACCGGUCUCUGAUGCUAUAUGACUCUUGACCCGUGAGUGACUCUUGACCCGUGAACAUGGUGCUCCGGUCGACGAACGUCAGGAAAGAACUGCCCUUCUCUGAUAACCUUUCAAAGACCCGUCGGUAUAGUCGGCCUGAUGAAGCGUCCCGCGGUGGACGUAAGGCGUUGUAAGCAGGAAAAAAAUCCAGUUGAUUUGUUUAUAACAUUUAAUGUUACAUGUAUUUCUAAGCAUACUUUGUUCAUAUUAUAUUGUAAA